This is a messenger RNA of Amaranthus tricolor (Joseph's coat), 1140 nucleotides long. RefSeq lists its product as uncharacterized. The record is from RefSeq and is a predicted model, not a curated record. The transcript is spliced from 3 exons. Bases 27 to 407 code for a protein of 126 amino acids. NCBI's taxonomy places the organism in Eukaryota, Viridiplantae, Streptophyta, Magnoliopsida, Caryophyllales, Amaranthaceae.
UUAAAACGUAGAAAAAGAGGAGAGUAAUGAAUCACGCAAUAAAAUUGGGUAGACAAUCACCAAUAUUUUCAACACCAAAUAGUUUAUCCUCCAUUGUAAGCAGCAGAAAAGGAGUUGAUAGUGUCAGAUUUGUGCAAAUUACUGGUAAUAACGAUCCUAAACAGCAGCCUAAUCUUCACAACAUGGACAAAUCCAACAAAGAUCAGAAUUUGAAUGCGAUGGAAGAGUCUUUUGGGGAGGCAUACGCCACAAGGAGUGACGAAGAAGGCUUCGGUGGUAUUUAUGGAGGCAACGAUGAGGACAAUGCUGCCAUGAAAAUUGUCCAAGACACUGCUCAUCAUGAUAGCAGCCAAGGGAGCGAGGUGAAGGAGAAAGAGAAAGCCCGUAACCAAACUGACUCAAAAUAGACUAGUUUUGAUCUAGAUCAACGAUCAAUAAUCAAUUUGUUUUGAAGUUUUUGGUAGCAUUUUCAUUUUAGAAUUACAUUUUAAUUUUAGAAGUUAAAUAGUAUUAUCCUUAGCUUUUAUGUUGCUGGAAAACUGCAACUUUAGUAUCUGAGAACUGCAACUUAUAAUAUGUCAUCCCAUCUCAUCUUUAUAUGGACAAGUUACUAGACUUUCGUGAAUUUAUUUUAAUAUGUGAAGUUAUCUAUAAUUAAUGUUGGAGCAAGUGGUAACUACUCAUUGCUUUAUCUCUCACAUUUGAGAGAGUAAAGAUGUGAGUGGAAUGAGUUAUGAGAAGAUAAAGCUUGGAUUAUUUGAUAAAUUACUAUUGGGAAUGAUUUAGUGUGAUUUGAACAAGGCAGUGAAGUGCACAACAUGAAGGUUGGCUUGUACCUUGAACAAAGCAAGGCACAAGAAGGAGGUUUGCUCGCUCAAGGCAUACAACAAAUAAUUGGAGGCUCUAAGGUUGUGAACCGCUCGUUCAAGCAUAUGCAUUGCUUGUUCAAGCGGUUACGCAGGCUAAGUAUAUGACAUUUUGUUUCUUGCGGUAUCUUUUCUUGGCGAGCAAGGCAAUUGUAUUAGUAUGUUGUGAGAUACCAUCAUCAAAUGUGGGGUCUUUAUUUUGAGAGAGUGUUGUUAAAAGUUGUGAGAGAUAAUCAUUAAUGUAUUGUUGAAUGAUACCAUCAGUAAAUUUGUU